AUGGACGUGCCAGUAGCAGCUAAUGUGUUUGGUAUAAUGGGAGCUGUCUGCUGGUCCAUCCAGUUGAUCCCCCAAAUCGUCAUCAAUUACCGUCGACACAGUACGACUGGACUCCAGCCUACGAUGAUGAUGCUCUGGGCAUGGGCUGGCGUCCCCUUAGGCGUGUACAACAUCACUAAAGAGUUCAAUAUUGCUCUACGGAUACAGCCUCAAAUCCUCACACUUCUAAGUCUAGUUACGUGGAAUCAAUGCUAUUACUACGAACGGAACUGGUCAAUUCUUCGCUCCCUCGCCGUUGUCGUUCCGGUAGCGUGUGUAAUGGGUGCCAUCCAGGCUGGUCUCAUACAGGCUGUUAGUCAUGCUAAGCAAAGGGAUAUGCACUGGCCAGGUAUCCUCAUGGCUGUGGCUUCCGCUGCCCUUCUUGCGGCUGGUGUCCUUAGGCACUAUGUGGAUGUCUAUCUUUACCGCACUGUUCGAGGCAUAUCGUUUGUCUUCGUGGGAAUCGAUGCCCUUGGAGACGUAUUCUCACUCGUCUCUGUAAUCUUUCAGCCCAGCCUAGAUGUCCUAGGCAUGGUUAUCUAUGGUACUGAGUUAGUGCUUUGGGCAGGUGUCUUCAUAUGCGGAGCGUACUAUAACCUCAUUCCUUGGAUCGUCGCGGUAUGGGAGAGAAGAAAGAGUAAGCAGGCUGCAGUUGCAGUGGUCGCGUCUGGCAUUACACUUCACAGUCUGCCUUCUAGCACUUCGGUUUUCAGGACGCCUUCAGGGGAUAUCGAAGUCACACGGCAGCGUAAUCACCUGCCGUCUAUAGGCGCGUAG
This is a messenger RNA of Cucurbitaria berberidis CBS 394.84, 816 nucleotides long. RefSeq lists its product as uncharacterized. The record is from RefSeq and is a predicted model, not a curated record. The transcript has 5 exons. NCBI's taxonomy places the organism in Eukaryota, Fungi, Ascomycota, Dothideomycetes, Pleosporales, Cucurbitariaceae. Bases 1 to 816 code for a protein of 271 amino acids.